Molecule: messenger RNA, 561 nt
Organism: Armigeres subalbatus
Lineage: Eukaryota; Metazoa; Arthropoda; Insecta; Diptera; Culicidae
Gene: Pfdn4
Product: probable prefoldin subunit 4
Exons: 3
Coding region: 114-530 (138 amino acids)
Biological process (GO): protein folding
Cellular component (GO): cytoplasm; prefoldin complex
Source: RefSeq, a predicted model, not a curated record
UUUUUUUCCAAUUUCAUUUUCACACUUUCCAACUUCAGCAGAGUCGAGUUCCUCGGUGUCCGUCGCGUUUUUGUCCAUCCGGAGUUAAAAUAAUCUUAUAUUCUGCUCUCAAAAUGAGUUCCAAAUCGGAAUCUAAAAGCAAGGGAACAUUUCAACCAGAUUCAGAUGUGCACAUCACAAUUGACGACCAGAUGAAGAUCAAUAAGUUCGCCAAUUAUAACGCGAAAGUAGAAGAUCUCAAGGAGGAACUGAAGAUCAAACAGAAUGAACUAAAAAAUUUGGAGGAAGCUGGUGACGAAAUUGAACUGUUGGACAACGAUACCCUGAUACCGUUUCUAAUCGGAGAAGUGUUCAUGUCGCAUGACUUAUUGCGAACGCAGGAAUUAUUGGCUGAAGCUAAGGAAAAGAAAAAGCAGGAGAUUGAAAACAUCCAAAAACUGUCCAAAGAUAUCCAGGACAAGAUGGGCGAACUUAAAGCACAUUUGUAUGGUCGUUUUGGAAGUAAUAUUUAUCUCGAAAAUGAUGAAUAAAUACAUUUGAAGGCAAUUCUUCUAAUUUAAA